Molecule: messenger RNA, 2137 nt
Organism: Lutzomyia longipalpis
Lineage: Eukaryota; Metazoa; Arthropoda; Insecta; Diptera; Psychodidae
Exons: 5
Coding region: 267-1922 (551 amino acids)
Source: RefSeq, a predicted model, not a curated record
UUCGUCAAAACUUCACGGUGGUUUCUUUUUGAGGCUAAAUAAAAAGUGGUUGAUUGGAAUUUUGUGAGGAAAAAAGGUAUUUUCCCCUUGAAAAAAUAACAAAAAUCCGUGCUUGUGGUAUCAUUUGGACAUCCUGUGAUGUAGGGAAGUGCAUGAGAAUGUGAUGUGGUGCAGGAAAAGUCUGUGAAAUUGAAAUUAAGGUGUAGACCUCUUCUUCCUCCGCCAUUCUGGAUCCGACGAAGAGAUCAUUUUUGGAUAUCUACAAAAUGGACUUGGCUGAAACGAUGAAGGCAGCGCUGUCCAGCAGUAAGCCCGGCGGUGGUGCAUCCGGAAAUCAUCCGUCUGGCAUGAAUUCCAAUCAUACCGGUGCUCAGGGGCAGGAUCAGGGCGUUGGAGCUGGUGCGGGGUACGUCACGGAGAAGCUUUACAUGCUCCUACAGCUGUAUUUGCAGAAUAAGGGAUGGAAUCCGAGUGUGGAGCUCCUGCAGUGCUUCUCGGAGCUCAAAGAUAGUGCUCUCUUGCCAAAUGCAGCGUACCUACAGGUUCUGGCGAAUCGCCUUGCCCUGGACUCCCAGGGGCGUCUGGUGUUGCGUGAUACGGGGAAAAUUGUGCUUCCUUUUGAGCAUUUUGCCAAUGCGGUGAUGUUGAAACACAUGUCGGGGCCCCAUGGGCUACACUUGAGCCUGGAAGCCACUGUACGUGCUGUGAUGGAUUCCUACACAAUUGGCCGAGAGAAUUUCGGCAUGGAGAAGGAAUUUAUUGUGGAAGUGGUGCAAUCAUGCCCAAACCCUGCAUGUCGCUUCUACAAGAAUCACCUCGGAACGCCAUAUAUUGAUCAACAAUUCCCCGGACCCGGAAUGAAUCCCGAAUUCCUCACGCACAUGUCCCAAAUGGCCAGCACGGGUGGGGCUUCGGGGACAACGGACCUUCCGGGCAUGGAGAAGGGGACCAGUGGUGGGGCAGCGGCACAGAGUGUCGUUGCCCAGGCAGCAGCAGCAGCAGCGGCAAAGCAUGCAAAGCAGAGCCAAUCGCAGCAUCAGCAGCAAAUUACAGCGGCCAUCAUUCAGCAACAGAAUCGUGCCAUAGCACAGCAAUCUCUCGAGAAGUUCGGCAAUAUGACUGCCCUGGAGAAGCAGCGUGUUCUCCAGCAGUUGGACAAGAAGCACUACGACGCGGUGCAGCAGCAAGUAGCCGCAGCCGCCAAUAUCUGUCCACCACCCCCCAAUGUUCCCGCCGUGAGUGGAAGUAGCUCCAUUAACGUGCCCAGUUCAUCCAAGAGACGAAGUAAUGCGAGUGCUGAUAAUAAAUUCCUAGGUAUGAUGCAGAAUAAUCCUGCAAAUGUAGGGAAUGCUGGUGGUGGUGGUGGUAGUGGUGGGGGUAUGAUGGGGCAGCAGGUGCUGAAUAUGUCGACAAGUGCACAGAAUCACUUGCCACCCCCACCGCCGCCACAGGGGCAGCAACAGGGGGUGCAGCAUCAGUCAACCGGGCAACAGGGGCAGCAGCAAACAUCAUCCGGUGGUGGUGGUGGGAUGGAGCACAAUCAGCAGGCGCACAAGGAUUUCCUGCGCUCGAAUCUCGACUGCCUGGAGACACUGACAUCCAACAAGGAUCUCCUGGCGCUGCACAAUGGUGCGUGGACCAAUCAAGAGGGCCGAGAUGGUUUGGCCAUUGGCCAAGAUAAAAUUGUGCGGGCUUUUGCGGAACUCAUGCGGAAUAUGGCGCGUAUGAAGACAUUCAUACGCCCCUCAAUGUGUAAGCCCUAUGGAAAGCAGAGCGAGAGCCUCCAGAAGACUCUCAUUGAUACAAUUCAAUUGGUCCAGUCCCUGCGCAAUUGCCUACCUGCACCACACAUCCCCGUGAGCUCUUGGAAGAGUGAGGAUCGCCAUAGACGUGAACCGGAUCUUGGGAAUUAUGAAAGCUAAAUGGAUGGAGGAAUUUAUUAAUAAGGAAAAAAACUGUGGAAACAGAUAGGACGUGACAAAGAAUUUCAAAAAAAGGAAUAUUAAAUAUUAAAAAAAAAAAAGAAAAGUGACAAGAAAAGAAUUUUAUACAUCAACGCAAGUACAUUUAUUGUGUAGAAUUUAUAUUGUGAGAUUUUAUUUAUUUGAUAAAUAACAACAACAAAAAAAAAAACAAA